Messenger RNA from Triticum urartu, 3967 nucleotides. RefSeq lists its product as uncharacterized. NCBI's taxonomy places the organism in Eukaryota, Viridiplantae, Streptophyta, Magnoliopsida, Poales, Poaceae. Gene Ontology annotation, cellular component: nucleus; cytosol. The record is from RefSeq and is a predicted model, not a curated record. Gene Ontology annotation, biological process: protein deubiquitination. Gene Ontology annotation, molecular function: cysteine-type deubiquitinase activity.
UAGACAGACACCACCUUCAUAGCCGCCGACGCUCCCCUGCCUGCGGACAUCGCCCAUGAAGAACUAGCAACAGGUUCCAGGAUAGGAACCAACACAAGCAAGCUAAGAAAACGAUGGGCAUCCAAGACAUCCGCGAUGGUGUGGCAUCCUUCUUCGUCAUGCUGAAUAAGGAGACAUACAUCCUGUUUCGGAUUGAGAUUCUUGUAGUCCUGGUCACACUCUUGUUCUUUGUGAUGUUCAUCAUGGAUGUCUUUCGUCACAACAUCCACAACACAAAGAUGGCAACUAUCUUUAGCAUCUUGGAUGCCGUCUCUGACUCCAUUGUCGUAUACCUGCUGGGGGCCAUGCAAACAGCAAAGUUCAAGAAUCGACUGUUGAAUCAGCUGUUCCCAGUUUGGGGCCUUGUGCUUGUUAGUUUCCGUUACAACAUCGAUUUCAUCUCUGGAUAUGGUGUUCAUGACCAACAUGGGCGACGGUUCAUAGAGUGGAGGAACGUGGUGAAACUUCUGGGAUCAGCCUUCUUGAACUUGUCGAGCGACUCAAGGUUUGCAGUUCCACUAUGGUCGCUUUUGGCUCUGCAGAUACUGAAGAGCGGGUACAGAUUCUAUGUGCAUAGUCUGACAGUCAAAUCUGUCUGGCAUGGCAAGAGUUCAGAGGUCGUUACAGAGCACAUGCGUGCCGGCCCUCACAGUAGCAACUGGAAACCUGAGGAGUGCAACCCAGAGAAUAUGGCAGGAUACAAAUACUUGGUCUAUGGAGAAACCAAACAGAGCAUCAAAUUCAAGAAGCCUCAGUAUGUCAUGUAUAUCGAUACUGCCCAGAAUGGUCGUCGUCCGCGUCCAGGGAGAUCAACACUGAUCACCCUAGACAAGAUCUGGGGAUGUUACAGGCAUCUGUUAGACCAGGACAGCAAUGAGGGGAAUGAUCAAAAGGAUCUCUCUCUGGCCUUCGCCUUGUCUAGAUUGCUUCGGUGCAGGCUAGAGGAUGUGACACUGCAACAAAAAAUCUUCCACAUUAACCGAAAGCUAGUUAAGAAUAAGAUCCUUGAGGAGCAGAACGCUAGCCGUGCCUUCAGGAUCAUGGAGCUGCAACUCUCUUUCGUAAACGACUACUUCAACACCCGCUACCCUAUGGUGUUUUGGUGUGGGUUCCUUUCUCUCUUCUCAAAUUUGCUUCUCUCCACAGUGACCUUCGGUGUUGUCUGCUGGCUUGCUGUGGAUAUCCAUAAGGUCUAUAAGCCCCCAAAGAAUGAUCGGGCUCGAGUGGUGCGUGGGGUCAAUGUUGACAUGAUCAUCACCUGGGUAUUCAUGAUUUUUAUGCUGUUCAAAGAGAUCUGGGAGAUGGUCAGCUACUUGGUCUCAAACUGGACUAGAUUACUCCUUGUGUGCAUGUAUGCACAACGGAAGGAAGAGCGCACUAGAAACAGAUGCAUGGAAGGCACAAUAUCAUCCUUUUUCAAAUCCAUGAUAACUAGUAAGCUGUGGCAUGGACAUAUUGACCAGUAUGUGUUUCUGGAGUCAUACGAUAACAAACCAAGAAUUUGGAAUUUUCUCCACUACAUAACCAUAGGAUUGUCACCAAAGAAGGACGAUGGAGCAAUACUCCACAGCGCCAUUGAUGUGCCAGAAUGUGUCACACUGGCAGCAUUGGAGAAGCUCCGCAUGAGCCUAGAGAAGCUAAGCUCUCCUGGCAUCGUAAGUGAUCAGCCAGAUAAUCCUAACAGAAAUCAAGAAGAGACCAUCAUUAGGGGUCGUUCUCUGUCCAAGGCCAUCAUAUCGCUGUCUGGUGCAGACUGUGACCGAAGGAAGGGGUAUCGUUGGGCCUGCUACGACCUGCCCACGUGCUCCCAUGUAAUUCUUGUGUGGCACAUUGCAACCAGCCUCUGUGAGAUGGAGCUUGCUCAGCGCCAUGAAGUUGAUUUAAGCAAACAUGGGUUCCUGAACUUCAUCUUGUCGUACUUCACAAGUUGCUGCUCAUCGAAACCAUACCUCCUCGAUGUGGACAACAAGACAAAGGAAAAGAAGAAAGUAACAGGGAAGUUGCCUGAUGAGCUCCAUGAAAUGUACAUCACUGCGAAUAGCUUGUCUCGGUACUGUGCAUAUUUGCUAGUUUCAAAGCCUGACGUGAUCCCCGACAGCUUUAAUGUACCCAAGAUGGUCUUACAAGAAACUGUGACACGAUCCCGUGAUGAUAUUCUUAAGAACUGUGACUCCUUAAAGAGCAGGUAUGACAAAUUGAUGGAAGAAGCAGAAAAGGCCACCAAAGAUGUUGACGACGUCAUGAAAAAGGAAGAUGUUGUGCGACUAGGUGCAAUGCUGGGAAAACAACUAAUUGGUGAGUCUCAAAAAGAUUGCUGGGAGAUCUUGUCCGGGGUAUGGGCAGAUUUACUAGUACACAUUGCCCCCACUUGGAAUGCAGAGGUACACAAGAAGUGCCUCGAGUCAGGAGGGGAAUUCAUAACCUAUUUCUGGGCAUUGCUAUGGCAUUGUGGAAUUGAGAAGAGCAACUUAUGGCCAGUGGAAGGUCUAUAUGACAUUGUGGUGGUCAGAGGGAUGUGGAAUGGUGGGAACACAUGUUACUUCAAUGCAGUGUUGCAGAGUCUCCUUGCAGUUGAUAAGUUGCGCGCAAGGAUGUUAGGACAUGAUGCUUUGACAGGGGACCUUGGUCAGGAACUGCAGAAGCUUUUCAGAAUGACAACCAAUACCAGUGGUGCUGAAGGUGUGCUGAUGCCAGACAAAUUCUUCUCAUAUAUGUGCAAAAUGAAAUCAGAUUUCAAACUUGGCGUGAUGGAAGAUAGCAAUAACAUGCUUGGUUCCUUGCUAGAUGGGUUGAACAAUGAGGAACAUACAAUGGUUGAGUCACUCUUCUACAGCGAGGUCGCUAAACAUGUCUCUAGCAAAGAGUGUGAGCACACAUCAGUUACCAGUGGUGGCGAGUACCUUGAUCUCAGUUUGGCAAUACCACCAAAGAGGCCUGCAUCAAUCGAGGACUGCUUGGACUUCUAUGCCACAGGGGAGAUCGAGGAUUGGCACUGUAUGCACUGUUCAGCUGCUGCUGCUUCUGGAAAUGCAUCUUUGAACCAAGAAGAUACAUCAGACUAUGAUGGCCAACCUGAACAGUCGGAGAACAAAACGUAUGAAAAGGGAGAAUCCAGCCAUCAAACUGACAAACAAACAAGAACACCGAAUCAGAACAACGGAAAGCUACCUAUGCUUGAUAGCAACUCAAAUCAAAUGGAAGAGAGCCAUAGAAAACAGAAAGAGGAAGAGAAGAUAUACAGAGCUGCAACAGUGCAAUAUCGCAUUACCAAGGCGGCACCCAUACUAACCAUCCAGCUGAAGAGAUUCGACUAUUCCCACACGGAUAAAGCAGACAAGUUGGAAGAACAUGUGAGCUUUCAGGAUACUCUUGAUAUGACAAAGUUCAUGGACCCUGGACAUGUGGAGGAUGUUGAGUACAAAUAUCGCCUGGUUGCCGUCAUUGUACACCGUGGGCCAAAGUUGCGUGAAGGACACAAUUUUGCUUAUGUGAGAGCCAGCCAAAUUGGAGGCCAGCAGCAGGAGAGCAGCGGCACUCCCUCUUGGUUUUGCGCAAACGACGAGAGCAUCACACAGGUAUCGCUUCAACAGGUACUUGAGUGUCAGGCCUACAUGCUUUUCUAUGAAAGGGUUGAACUGCCGAAGGCCGAGCCAGUUGUAGAAGAACAUCUGCCAACGGACCACUGAUCACGAAAUGAUGGGCAGGGUGACAGAUGAUCGAGAAGGGGAAAUGUUUGAGGAUUAUUUGUUUUUGUUGUUUCAUUCGGCAAUCAGCACAGUUUGAUUUAUUUGUGGGGUGCUCUCAUUUUGGAAGGGCUUAGAGUUUGGAUUGAAAGCAAGCGUGAGGCGUUGCUUUGAAUUUUAUUUUCGGUUUUCAGUUUGGUUGUAAGAAAUAACUUUAUACAUUUGCAAACUGUGUGUUCCAUUUA